Molecule: messenger RNA, 657 nt
Organism: Clunio marinus
Lineage: Eukaryota; Metazoa; Arthropoda; Insecta; Diptera; Chironomidae
Source: the annotation of a GenBank genome assembly
AUGUUUGUUGUAUUGAAAUAUUAUAGAAAGACAACACUGGUAAUGAAAAACAAGACGGUUGAAAUGAGGUUUUCACCUUCACUUAAGUGCAACCUAAAUAAACAUGGAUUAAUGUCGAGACACCUAUCCAAUCUAACUCGUACUGCAUUCAAAAUUUUGUUUUUUUUCUCUUACUUAGAAAGUCAAAGAACUCAUCUCUACUACAAGAGCAACGGUUAUACAGAUUUUGUUUCGGAAAAGCGAUUGGAAUUUGAAGAUAAAAUAGAGUUUGGGUCCCAAGGGAUCAGAACGAUUUGGUUUUAUUUGGGGAAAGGUUUAUUUUUUAAUAUGUGUAGAUACGUUGAAUACGCCCACGAAAAUAUUUCAUUAGUUUGGCAAUCCUUCUUACUUAGCCGUUGUGGUCUCCUAAUUUAUUGUGAAAGACAAAGAGAUUUUUACCGUUUCGCCAUAGCACUGGCAAAUAAACAGAAACGAGCGGGAGCGAUAAAUAACCGAGCAGUAAACAAAAGGGUAGCAAGGCAAGUGAUGUUACGCCCUUGUAGGGUGAAAGAAAAAAUGGGUGAGACUGAAGAACAAUACGCUAUUCUAUUUCAGUUGAGCUUUCAGAGCAACAAAAGCCUCUACACAAGAUGGGAUUGCGAUAAAAGGGGAACCUAA